Benincasa hispida (wax gourd) is the source of this 2332-nucleotide messenger RNA. RefSeq names its product mitogen-activated protein kinase kinase kinase 16 (gene MAPKKK16). Lineage: Eukaryota; Viridiplantae; Streptophyta; Magnoliopsida; Cucurbitales; Cucurbitaceae. The record is from RefSeq and is a predicted model, not a curated record. Gene Ontology annotation, biological process: protein phosphorylation; signal transduction. Gene Ontology annotation, molecular function: protein kinase activity; ATP binding.
CAUUGAAAAAGACAGCGUUGGCGUUGGAUGUAUAAAUUCACGAUCCCUUCUUCUCUUCUCCACAAAAUUCAUUUCUUCUUCUUUCUCAGCCAUGGACUGGACCAGAGGCCCCGCCGUCGGCCGCGGCUCCUCCGCCACCGUCUAUUUGGCCACAGCCUCCUCCUCCGGCCACCAAUUCGCUGUCAAAUCCACCGACCUCUCUUCAUCGGCCCUAUUGCAGAAGGAACACGCUCUUCUCUCCAAUUUCAGCUCCCCAUACCUAAUCAAGUGCCUAGGUUUCGAUAUCGAAACUGAAGCCUUUAAUCCGCCUGUGUUCAAUCUGUUCAUGGAGUAUUUGCCGGAGGGGACGUUAUGGGAUGCGAUUCAGAGCAACGGCGGCCGGAUGGAGGAAUCGACGAUCGGAGUAUUUUCGCGUCAGAUUCUCAAGGGAUUGGAGUACCUUCAUGCUAAUGGAUUGGCACAUUGCGAUAUCAAGAGCCGGAAUCUGUUACUGAGUGGUGAGGGUUUGAAAAUCGCCGAUCUAGGUUGUGCGAAAUUUGUCGAGGGAAUUUCCGGUAACAGAAUUGGGACUUUUUCUGGUUCGCCGGCGUUCAUGGCGCCGGAAGUUGCGAGAGGUGAAGAACAGGGGUUUCCGGCGGAUGUUUGGGCUUUUGGAUGUACAAUCAUUGAAAUGGCUACUGGCGAUCAUCCAUGGCCGGAGAUGGAGGAUCCGAUCUCGGCGUUGUAUCGGAUUGGAUUUUCCGACGAGUUACCGGAGAUUCCGCGGUGGUUGUCGAAGAGUGCGAGGGAUUUUGUCGCCAAGUGUUUGAUAAAAGACCCGAAAGAAAGAUGGACUGUGAAACAGCUUCUUGAGCAUCCGUUUCUUCAGGGAUUUGAUUCUGAAUCGGAGAUUGAAUGCUGGAGGAUGAAAACGAUGAGGAAUUCUUCUCCGAGCUGUGUUUUAGAUCAGAGCUUUUGGGAUUCAAUGGAGGAUUUGGAGACUCCAUUGAAGGUGACCCAUCGAGGUUCUUUGGCGGAUGGUCCGGCUGAGAGGAUUAGAAGUUUGACUGGUAAUUUGUCUUCUGAUUGGGAUUUGGAAUGGGAUGAUCGAGAUUGGGUUUUGAUCAGAAACAAUGGCGUCGGCGGCGGAAGCCAUGGAAAUGGAUCUGUGAGCUCGGAUUCUUCUGUUACAGUUGAAGAAGAAGAAGAAGAAGAAGAAGAAGAAGAAAUUUUGAACUUAGAAUUUGAAGAAAAUUCUGUAUUGUUCAGUUUAGUUAAUGAUGAUUUUAGUAUUGUGAACAGUAGGAAUGCAGAAUUAGAAAUGGAAAUUAAGAGUGAUUUUAUGUUGGAAACUGUGAGAUUUGGAGUUAAAAAGUAUUGUUCUUCUUCUUCAUUAAUCCAAAUUCAUCUCUUAUUCCCUCUUCUUCUUCCACUGUUAAUUUUUCAAAUUUUGACAAAUCUCAUUGCCUUGUUCAAGAAUUAUAGUUUGAUGAAAGAAAAAGUAUACGUUUUACAAGUGAAGAAGUUAGAACCGGAGGAUAUUCCUGUGGUGCAAGAGUUUGUUGAUGUAUUUUCUAGGGAGUUAUCAAGAUUACCACUUGAUAGAGUGAUGGAAUUUACGGUAGACUUGAUCCUAGAAACAAUGACUAUUUCUCAGGCACCCUACAAAAUGGCACCAGCUGAGUUGAAGGAGUUGAAAACUCAGUUGCAGGAACUAGUUGAUAAGGGCUAUAUCAGGCCCAAUGUAUCACCUUUAGAAGCAACGAUUCUAUUUGUGAAGAAGAAGAUGUUGAAAGGAGAACCAUUGUUCUCCAAAAUCGAUUUGAGAUCAGGUUAUCAUCAUUUAAAGGUCAGAGAGUCAGAUGUCUUUAAGACAGCCUUCAGGAUCAUGUAUGGGCAAUAUGAGUUUCUGGUUAUGCCAUUUAACUUAACUAAUGUCCCAAUGGUGUUUAUGGAUUUGAUGAAUAGGAUAUUUCAUCCAUAUUUAGACCAGUUCGUAAUUGUCUUUAUAGAUGAUAUCCUGAUUUACUCAGAUAGUAGGGAAAAACAUGCAGAGCAUCUGAGGAUAUUAUUGCAGACACUACGUGAAAAGAAGUUAUAUGCCAAGUUUAGUAAGUGCGGAUUUUGGCUCAACCAAAUAGUAUUCUUGGGGCAUGUGGUGUCAGCAGUAGGAGUUAGUGUUGAUCCUCAGAAGAUAGAAAUCAUAGUUAAAUGGGAACGACCCACCUCAGUAACAGAGAUACAUAGUUUCCUUGGUUUGGCAGGAGCCAAAGUAAAGAUUGGUGUCUGCACUAAUCCUAACCCUUCUAGUUCUAGGGAAGGAGUUCGUGUGAUGCAUCCAGACAAGGAUUAG